Molecule: messenger RNA, 4750 nt
Organism: Synchiropus splendidus (mandarinfish)
Lineage: Eukaryota; Metazoa; Chordata; Actinopteri; Syngnathiformes; Callionymidae
Product: peripheral plasma membrane protein CASK-like
Exons: 29
Coding region: 616-3465 (949 amino acids)
Biological process (GO): protein phosphorylation; regulation of neurotransmitter secretion
Cellular component (GO): cell-cell junction; basolateral plasma membrane; plasma membrane
Molecular function (GO): protein kinase activity; ATP binding; signaling receptor binding
Source: RefSeq, a predicted model, not a curated record
GAGGAGUCGGGCAUUUCUGGAAGUCGGAGGAGCAGCGGCCAGCAUCAGAGCAGGCGGAUUCGGCAAAGGAAGGGUGAUGGUGUGCUGGAUUUAAUGCAUUUUCACACCCAGAUACGCUGAAGGCGUCGCCAUGAGCGCCGUCCAUUCAGACGGGGGGAGCUGAAGCACAUUGCGCCCAGCUCGCUCUCUGUAGAUCCUGGUGGGAUAAAGCAGAUACUGGGUGUGCACGGCGUUAUAACGGUGAAGCAGCCGGUCCUCCCGUCGCCAGCUCGGGAAAGGAGCAUCUUUGUCUGAGGGCGUUAUCGAUGUGGAAGCCUCAUUCAGCCUGAAGGAUGCAACGGUGAUUUUUUUCCUGCACAUGAGCGAGGAGAUCUCCACACCCGCUGCUAUCCACUAGCCUAGCUCCCGAGCGCUCAGCAGCAGAAGGUGGGGCCGCGGACUGACAGCUAAUGUGGCUAGCCGGCUAACCUGGACCUCACGGUGACCACUGCUUAUCGUCACAUUGACAACCAGGGAGGUCCAGACCACGCAGUCCAUCGCAGACUGCUUCAAAUAAAGGCUGCCAUUGAUUGUGGGUGGGAGAUCCGGCGAGCAUCCCCCCUUUACCUAUAGACUAUGGCGGACGACGACGUGCUGUUUGAGGAUGUCUACGAGCUGUGUGAAGUCAUUGGCAAGGGUCCGUUCAGUGUGGUGAGGCGAUGCAUCAACAGGGACACUGGCCAGCAGUUUGCUGUGAAGAUAGUGGAUGUGGCAAGCUUCACAUCCAGCCCUGGUCUCAGCACUGAAGAUCUGAAGCGAGAGGCCAGCAUCUGUCAUAUGCUGAAACACCCCCACAUUGUGGAGCUUCUAGAGACCUACAGCUCUGAUGGAAUGCUCUACAUGGUCUUCGAAUUUAUGGAUGGAGCUGACCUGUGUUUUGAAAUCGUGAAGCGAGCUGAUGCUGGGUUCGUGUACAGUGAAGCAGUGGCCAGUCAUUAUAUGAGGCAGAUUUUGGAAGCUCUUCGGUACUGCCAUGACAACAACGUGAUCCACCGCGAUGUAAAGCCUCACUGUGUGCUACUGGCCUCGAAGGAAAACUCUGCACCUGUCAAACUUGGAGGUUUCGGAGUUGCGAUUCAACUGGGAGAGUCUGGUUUAGUAGCUGGAGGUCGAGUUGGCACUCCUCAUUUUAUGGCUCCAGAGGUUGUGAAGAGAGAGCCCUAUGGCAAACCUGUAGAUGUCUGGGGAUGCGGCGUCAUCCUCUUCAUCCUUCUGUCAGGCUGUCUGCCUUUCUAUGGCACAAAGGAGCGCCUUUUCGAGGCCAUCAUUAAGGGGAAGUACAAGAUGAAUCCCAGACAGUGGGCCCACAUCUCUGAGAGUGCCAAAGACCUGGUGAGACGCAUGCUGAUGCUGGACCCUGCUGAGAGAAUCACAGUGUACGAGGCCCUGAACCACCCCUGGCUGAAGGAAAGGGACAGGUACGCCUACAAAAUCCACCUCCCCGAAACAGUGGAACAGCUGAGGAAGUUCAAUGCCAGGAGAAAGCUGAAGGGUGCAGUGCUGGCAGCUGUGUCGAGCCACAAGUUUAAUUCCUACUAUGGAGAUCCCCCAGAGGAGAUGCAUGAUUUCUCUGAUGACCCCACCUCUUCAGGACUGCUAGCUGCUGAAACAGGGGCAGUGUCGCAGGUGUUGGAUAGCCUAGAGGAGAUUCACGCUUUGACGGACUGCAGUGAGAAGGACAUGGACUUCCUUCACAGUGUCUUCCAGGAUCAACACCUUCAUACGCUCUUAGAUCUUUAUGAUAAAAUCAACACCAGAUCAUCCCCUCAGAUCAGGAAUCCUCCAAGUGAUGGGGUGCAGAGGGCCAAGGAGGUGCUGGAAACCAUCUCCUGUUAUCCAGAGAACAUGGAAGCCAAGGAGCUAAGAAGGAUCCUCACACAGCCGCACUUCAUGGCUCUGCUGCAAACUCACGAUGUUGUGGCCCACGAAGUGUACAGUGACGAGGCUCUGAGGGUCACCCCUCCGCCCACCUCCCCAUACCUAAACGGAGACUCGCCAGACAGCACCAACGGCGACAUGGACCUGGAGAACGUUACCAGGGUUCGUCUUGUCCAGUUUCAGAAGAACACGGAUGAGCCCAUGGGAAUCACGCUGAAAAUGAAUGACCUUAACCACUGCAUUGUUGCCCGUAUCAUGCAUGGCGGAAUGAUUCAUCGACAAGGGACUCUCCAUGUUGGCGAUGAGAUCCGGGAGAUUAAUGGUAUCAGUGUUGCUAACCAGACAGUGGAGCAGCUCCAGAAGAUGCUGAGAGAAAUGAGAGGCAGCAUCACCUUCAAAAUUGUACCUAGCUACCGCUCGCAGUCCAUGUCUUGUGAGAAGGAGUCCCCCGAUGUGUCCCGACAGUCACCUGCAAACGGCCAUGCAAGUGUCAACAGCUCCAUUCUGGACUUACCAGCCACGAUUCAGCCAAAAGGCCGGCAGAUCUCCAGACCUGCCAUCAAGGACAAAUUGUCCAUCAAGAUCUACGUGCGGGCGCAGUUUGAAUACGACCCGGCGAAAGAUGACCUCAUACCGUGUAAGGAAGCUGGCGUCCGCUUCAGGGUUGGCGACAUCAUUCAGAUUAUCUCAAAGGACGAUCACAACUGGUGGCAGGGGAAACUGGAGAACACCAAGAACAGCACAGCGGGACUCAUCCCUUCCCCUGAGCUGCAGGAGUGGCGUGUUGCCUGCAUUGCGAUGGAGAAAACUAAACAGGAGCAGCAGGCCAGUUGUACCUGGUUUGGCAAAAAGAAAAAGCAGUACAAAGACAAGUACCUGGCCAAGCACAAUGCAGUGUUUGAUCAACUAGAUCUUGUGACGUAUGAGGAAGUGGUCAGGGUGCCGUGCUUCAAGAGGAAAACGUUGGUUUUGCUUGGAGCACAUGGAGUGGGAAGGAGACACAUUAAGAACACACUCAUCACAAAACAUCCUGACCGCUUCGCCUACCCGAUACCCCACACAACUCGGCCCCCGAAGAAGGACGAGGAGAACGGGAAGAACUACUACUUCGUAUCUCAUGACCAGAUGAUGCAGGACAUCAGCAACAACGACUACCUGGAGUACGGCAGCCACGAGGAUGCCAUGUACGGGACCAGGCUGGAGACCAUCCGACAGAUCCACAGCCAAGGCAUGAUCUCCAUACUGGACGUCGAGCCGCAGGCAUUGAAGAUCCUCAGGACGGCAGAAUUUGCUCCCUACGUCGUCUUCAUUGCAGCACCAACCAUCACACCUGGAAUCACUGAGCUUCCAAAGUGGUGCCGAAAGCUCCCAGACGAUUCGCUCCAGCGGCUGCAGAAGGAAUCCGAGAUGCUGCAGCAGACGUACGCCCACUACUUUGACCAGACCAUCAUCAACAACGAAAUCGACGACACCCUGCGCCUGCUCGAGGAAGCGGUGGACCUGGUGUCCACCACCCCUCAGUGGGUCCCCGUCUCUUGGGUCUACUGACACACGAUCAACCAGGACCAACUUCCUCUCACUCUUUCAUCCUCUGUAGAUAGAAUCUGGCCGAAAACUGAAGAAAGGCUGCGACACCUCAAUGCCUAGCGUCUUGUACAUAUAUACAUAUAUACAUAUAUAUAUAUAAAUAUAUAUAUAAAAUCUAUAAAUGACAAAAAGGUGUUCUACUCUAGUGGACAGAGAGAAAAGGGGCUGCCUGGUAGAUAUUUUGUACUUUUCUUUUGUAAUUGAUAGACGGGUGGGUGCAACGUAUCAGAGUGGCAAUUGUGAGCAUGGCCAGUUGUAAGUGAGUACGUAUGGGUGUUUUAAGACACUUCCUGUGGUACAUGGUCUUAUCCUCUCCUGUGGCCCCAGUUAGCUCCUCAGGGGGGUCAUCGAAGCACAUUAGAAGCUGCUACAGUGGCGACAACUCUCAGCUCCACAGGCAAAGAAAGCACAGAAAACUUGGCAGUUUCUUUCCCCACCAGCCCCCCUGACUCCAUCCCUUUAUUUAUUUCUCUGGCCCUUCGUGCCUGCCAGUCUUAUGAAGGAGCACAGCGCCUUUCCUCCCGACCUCUUUGUUUACAUCUCAGUUUGCACAAAAAACGGACAUGUACGAGAUCAUGUUUCUACGUUUUCAUCUGGCUGUCUCUCACUCUCCUCAACGUGAGCGGAACCGAAACCCCCCCGCCUGAACUGCCUGAACAGAAUCUUGUGGGAGGACCCCCUAUUGCACACCCCAGUUUCCUCCCAGGCCGACUCCGAUGGCAACGGUCCCUGAAAAAGAGAGCCAUGUUUGUGACAUAAAAGGGGAAUGUGUAUGUGGGGAAGGGGGCGAGGGGUCCUGACUUGGUGGGAUCGGUCUCAAUUUUUUCGGACUUGUAACUGUUGUCUUAAAAAAUAUAGAGUAUUCUUGUUCCCGGGAGAGAAAAUAACAAAAUUUUGUGUGUAAAUGUUACAAUGGUGCGUAUGUCAUAUGAGUGAAAAACCAAGAGCCAGUGUAUAUUAAUCCCGAAAAAAAAAGAAGCUCGGUAUGUGACAUCGUCUGUUCAUGCUUUACAGGAAGUAGCACAAUCAGUUACAAAGGCACAUUGGAUUGACGGGUUUGAGACUUCUGUGCCACUUCAAGUAAAGUUGUUUCAUUUCAGGUCCUGUGUAUAUUUCUUCUGCUCAACGACGACAACGUCUUCUCUUCUGUAUGAAAUUGUUGUUUUGUUCGGUCAUUUCGUUUUUUAAAAAUAUAUAAAUUUCCUUUUACGUGUUUAAAUUAAACUGACUCGUCUUUGACCAGCUC